This is a messenger RNA of Owenia fusiformis, 657 nucleotides long. NCBI's taxonomy places the organism in Eukaryota, Metazoa, Annelida, Polychaeta, Sabellida, Oweniidae. The record is from the annotation of a GenBank genome assembly.
AGGAUUUAACACAUAUAUGUAGUUCAACAAUAGCUAAUUUCAAAUAGCAGUGCACUCUAACUUUUGAAUGAAUCAUUUGCUAUCUUGUUUGAUGAUGUAAGACAAAUCAACAAAUUGAAUCAUUAUCAUCUACACACUCCAAAGUGGCCAUAGUGUCCCAGUGUUUGCAUUACCUUGUCUAAUAGUAUAAGUGUACAUAUCUGCAUAAGACUAACAUAUGCGGUUAAAGUUCACUUUGUCAAAAUGUUUGCAGGAUUAAUACAAUAUUUGAACAAAGUCUGAGUUUAAGAUAUUUCAAACUUUUAAGACUAGAUAACUGAUCGAAACCAAGGUAGAAGCAUGCCAGGAACACACUUCUUCACAAUCUUACUUCUUGGAAUAUAUGGUUGUGUGGCUGCUGAUGGGCCUACAGUGGUACAUACAAUCCAAGAUGGCACUAUAAGAGGCACCAUUAGCUACACCUUAGACAAUGCAGUUAAACCUAUUUACAACUUCAGAGGAAUUCCUUAUGCCAGCCAGCCCAUUGGACCUUUGAGAUUCAAGGCCCCUAAGGAAGUAGAACCUUGGACAGGGGAGCUAGAUGCUACACAAGCAAUGGUUGAGUGUCCUCAGGAUUAUGAACAAAUAAAAGAGUUCUUCAAAGAAGUUGGAUUAGGG